Sphaeroforma arctica JP610 is the source of this 1170-nucleotide messenger RNA. Its product is annotated as glycine cleavage system T protein. Gene Ontology annotation, cellular component: mitochondrion. The record is from RefSeq and is a predicted model, not a curated record. Bases 1 to 1170 code for a protein of 389 amino acids. Lineage: Eukaryota; Ichthyosporea; Ichthyophonida. The transcript is spliced from 7 exons. Gene Ontology annotation, molecular function: protein binding; aminomethyltransferase activity. Gene Ontology annotation, biological process: glycine catabolic process.
AUGCUUGCGUCCCGAAUUGGUGCCCGUGCGGGUCCUUCCGUGCGCCAAAUCACAUCUCUACGCGCACAAACUCACACAUGUAGCCCAUCAGUUGCACUCGCACAGAAAAACUCAUCUUUACGUAUGUAUACGUCUGAAUCCUCACAAAACACUCCCAAACGUACAGCAUUGUAUGAUCUUCAUGUGGAGAACGGUGCUACCUUUGCCACCUUUGCUGGCUGGCAGAUGCCCAUGAAGUUCGGGGACUUGACAGCAUUGGAAUCACACCACCACACACGUCGCAAUGCAUCUAUCUUUGAUGUGUCACAUAUGCUGCAGUUGAGCUUCACUGGGCCUAAUCGCACGGAGUUCUUGGAGAGGAUUGUGUGCGGCGAUAUUGCAGGGCUUCCCUCUGGUGGUGGUACACUUUCGCUAAUGACGAAUAGUGAGGGAGGUAUCAUUGAUGACUGCGUAGUGGUGAAUGCCGACGACCACGUGUAUAUGGUGGCCAAUGCCGGAUGUGCGGACAAGGAUCUUGUGCACAUUAAAAGCGAGCUGAGCGCGUUCGCAGACGGUGAGGUGGAGAUGGAAGUGAUGGAUACGUACAGUUUAAUUGCGUUGCAGGGCCCGAAAGCAAUGGAUGUGCUCGCCAAACACGUGGACGACGACGAAGUGAUGCUCAAAGACCUGCCAUUCAUGGCCAGUGUUAACGACGUCUCUGUGCACGGGGUGCCUGGCUGUCGCAUUACGCGCUGUGGUUACACUGGAGAGGAUGGGUUUGAGAUCUCCAUGCCCAGUUAUAAGGCCGUUUGUAUCACACGGGCGCUUCUAAGCGAAGAUGAGGCGGCCAACGCCGGUCUGGCAGCGCGUGAUUCGCUGCGCUUAGAGGCUGGGCUGUGUCUGUACGGCAGUGACAUAGACGCCACCACCUCUCCCAUGGAAGCCAACCUGGGUUGGACUGUGGCCAAGCGCAGACGCACAGAAAGCGGGUUUGUGGGCGGCGAUAUCAUCGUCGACCAGCUAAAGAAGAAGGUGUGUGAGUCUAGUGGAGUGCGGCGGCGGGUGGGUCUGGUAGUAGACGGAGCUCCGGCACGUGCGCACUCGAAGGUACUUGACAUGGAAGGCAACGAGAUCGGUGAGAUCACCAGUGGAGUGCCGUACGAGUGCACUGCACGCUUCACAGCUGUGUAG